AUGGCUAAGAAAACGAAGCGCGCUGUGGCUGACUUGGUGAAUCAUAUUGAAGAUAUUUUCGAAAGGAAUGCUCUAGAGGGCCAAGAGGAGUUCAGCGGCAUCGUUGACAAGCUUGGGUCAUAUCCAAGUGCCAUCUCAGAGGAGGAGCAGAACCAAUUGAAAAUCAAGCCCUCAAAGGAGUUCAAAGCAAUCACCCGUUUGCUGAAGACAGAAACAUUUGUAGAAGCCCUGUUGGGUAACCUGGACAACGCCACCAGCAACCACCAGCUGGAGGCUCACCUGCGGUGUGUUACGAAGCUUAGCAGCGUUUUCAACUUUGCAGAGCAGCUAGGCCGCUCCGAGAGUGCGCCCUGCCUUCUGCGGUUGGCCGACCGACUGAUCGCGCAGACGCCAUGCCCUCCCGAAGAGCAAGAGUCCGCCCGAAACGUCGAGUUUUACUUCGCCUUCGUCACGAGUAACCUGCUCAAGGCCAGCCUGGACUUCCGCGAGUCCGGGUGCAUCCCGGACCUCGUCCACCAGUUUCAAGCAGUUUUCCGCCGGAAGUGGGAAUUGGAGUGGCCCGGUGUCACAGGCGUCCACCAGCUCUCGAGCGUCGCCUUCAGCAUCCAGCAAGUCGUGUUCGCUCUGCAAGCAUUCGCGGAGUCCGUUCUGCAAAGCGUGGCGCAGGCGGUGACCGGGGAGUGGAUCGCCGACCUGUUUUGCUUCAUUGACCAGACGUGGGACAGACUUCUCCGCGAAGCAAUGCCGCCAGACGUCGGUCCCGUCACGCUCGAGACUCUGGUUGACAGCUGCGGGCGGCUGCUUGUUGUCCUUGUCGACGGAGACUUCAAGGAACUUCCAGGGGUCCAAACGAGGCUGGAGCACUUUGCUCGUGUGGUGAACCUGAAGCUGAUUCCUCGUUUGAAAUCAGACAUAGUCGUCAGCCCCCAUAUCCUGCCACGCGUGGGCCAUAGAGUCGCAUUCUUGCUCGGUGCUUUGAAAAGCCUUUCUCUCGAGAAGGGCGACGAAACGGAGGGGGAAAGAAGCUCGCCAGGCGCUGGCAACACGGUGGACUUUUCUGAGGCGAUCGCGCUUGUCCAAAGUGGAAAUUGGCAACAGGCGGGAUCCCUCCUCAAUUCCACCGCAAGAAGGUUGGAAGAGCAUGGCACGCGCGCACGAGCGGAGGCGCUGGUGGCCAAAGGCUUCGUGGAAAGCGUUUUCAAGAUUUUGGCGCUGGCUUUGCCCGAAGAGAGCGUCGAUCGAACGGCCAUCGCGGCGACAGAAGGACGGUCCCAGAAGUCUGCGUUCAUCUUAGGCGGGGUCAACCUUCUUGUGGCCGUGCUUCCAGAGCUGGACGAGACGAAACCGUCUUCGCGAAAGCUGUUCCUCACGACAGGGGUGCGGCUUCUGCAGUGGUGCGAGGACCUGCUUUCGCGCGAGGGAUCCCUGGACGAAGACGCGAUGAACCGCGUGCUGGGCCUGCUGACGCAAAUGGAGAUCGCACGUCGGCGGGAGCUCUCGGAGCGGAUGCAGAUCCUGUACGUCGAUCUGGCCAUCUCCGCGAUCAAGCUGUAUCCCUUCACGGCCACGUCGCACAUCGGCUGGGCGACGCUAAAGAACCUCAAAACCUUCACGCUCAAGUUCGGCGAGAGAAGCCCAGGGCGGGGAGCUGCAGAGCGCACCGACGUCAAUGCAGAGGAGUACCUGUGGCGGCCGAGCAGCGAGGAGGAUCCCUCCGACGCCGGCGCCUACAACAGCCGGGCUAUGUGGAACAUGAGCGGGGUGUUCAACAAGGAGCGCCGCCUGCUGAGCCGCCUCGCGCUGGAGCACUUGCGCCACGCGGUGCGUUCCGAGACGAGCUUCUUCGGCGUCGCGGCGGCGAUUCUGUCCGUCCUGCACGCGUGCUGCCGCGACCGGCUGGUGGUCCAGUGCGCGGUACUGCCGCGCAUCGAAACUAUCGUGCACUCCCUCCACCUGGUGCACGGCAGCCUCGUGGCCGUCUUUGGGCCGCUCUGCGCGGACGACCCGCCUCGGGAGCCCGGGCGCGACGAGGCCGCGACGUUGGAUAUGAUGUGCGAGUUGGAGGUUGCGCAUGAUGACCUGACGGAACUGAUCGCCACGAUCUUGGACGCCUUGAAAAACCUGCCGGGACCAAUGGUUAUCGUGCGCGAUGGCACGCUGCUGGAGGCCGCGUGCGCGGGGGCCGCGGCCGCGUGCGCGGGGGUGCUGCGGGACCUGCGCGCUUUGCAGAGAGUCGCGCCGUUCGAAGCGGCCGAGGAGACAUGGGUCCAGCUGGAGGGCGCUCAAAUUUGGUCUGGAGGUGUGCCAUAA
Messenger RNA from Klebsormidium nitens, 2310 nucleotides. The record is from the annotation of a GenBank genome assembly. Lineage: Eukaryota; Viridiplantae; Streptophyta; Klebsormidiophyceae; Klebsormidiales; Klebsormidiaceae.